This is a messenger RNA of Chinchilla lanigera (long-tailed chinchilla), 6440 nucleotides long. It is a transcript of the gene Anapc1, whose product is annotated as anaphase promoting complex subunit 1. NCBI's taxonomy places the organism in Eukaryota, Metazoa, Chordata, Mammalia, Rodentia, Chinchillidae. Gene Ontology annotation, biological process: metaphase/anaphase transition of mitotic cell cycle; protein K11-linked ubiquitination; anaphase-promoting complex-dependent catabolic process. The transcript has 49 exons. The coding region runs from base 276 to 6110 and encodes 1944 amino acids. Gene Ontology annotation, molecular function: molecular adaptor activity. The record is from RefSeq and is a predicted model, not a curated record. Gene Ontology annotation, cellular component: anaphase-promoting complex.
GCGAUGCCCCGCCCCGCCGCAAGGCAGCACGGGAAAACCAAGAUGGACGCGUCCAUUUGAACGUCGUGCACGCCCGCCCGGCUUUAGCGGUCCGCUGCUGCUCCUGCCCAUUCUUCCUCCGGAAUAAGGGAGGAAGAGGGAUGAGAAGCUGUGGCGGCCGAGGAGUCACUGUGACCGAUCUGCCCCUCGGCCCCCGCGCCUCCAGGGAGCAGCCGGGGCUCGCCGCGCCGGACGCGUCCCGAGUCACACAGAAAUAAUGGUGAUAUUUGGAACCCAUGUCGAACUUCUAUGAAGAAAGGGCAACGAUGAUUGCAGCCGGGGAUUUGCAGGAAUUUGUUCCUUUUGGUCGUGACCACUGCAAGCACCACCCUAAUGCUUUGAACCUUCAGCUGCGCCAGCUGCAGCCAGCCUCUGAAUUAUGGUCUUCUGAUGGUGCUGCUGGCCUGGUGGGAUCCCUUCAAGAGGUUACAAUCCACGAGAAACAGAAGGAAAGCUGGCAGUUAAGGAAAGGAGUAAGUGAAAUUGGAGAGGAAGUGGACUAUGAUGAAGAACUCUAUGUGGCUGGAAAUAUGGUGAUCUGGAGCAAAGGAAGUAAAAGCCAGGCACUGGCAGUUUAUAAAGCGUUUACAGUUGACAGUCCUGUCCAGCAGGCGUUGUGGUGUGACUUCAUUAUAUCACAGGAUAAGUCUGAAAAGUCCUACAGUAGCCAUGAAGUAGAAAAAUGCAUAUGUAUAUUGCAAAGUUCGUGUAUAAACAUGCAUAGCAUAGAAGGAAAGGAUUAUAUAGCUUCCUUACCAUUUCAGGUUACGAACAUUUGGCCCACUAAAUAUGGAUUGUUGUUUGAACGAAACACUUCUUCCCAUGAGGCACCUCCAGGUCCACCCAGAGAACCUUUACCCACUAUGUUCAGCAUGCUGCACCCACUAGAUGAAAUAACCCCACUUGUUUGUAAAUCUGGAAGUCUUUUUGGCUCAUCACGGGUACAAUAUGUUGUAGAUCAAGCAAUGAAAAUUGUGUUCCUCAACAUUGACCCCUCUAUCGUAAUGACCUAUGACACUGUCCAAAAUGUGCAUUCCGUGUGGACUCUCCGGAGAGUUAGAGCAGAGGAAGAGAAUGUUGUCCUAAAGUUCUCUGAACAGGGGGGAACCCCACAGAAUGUGGCCACUAGCAGCUCCCUCACAGCACAUCUGAGAAGCCUGUCCAAAGGCGACUCCCCCGUGGCAUCACCUUUCCAGAACUACUCCUCCAUUCACAGCCAGAGCCGCUCGGCCUCGUCACCCAGCCUGCACUCUCGGUCACCUUCCAUUUCCAACAUGGCAGCUCUAAGCCGUGCUCACUCUCCUGCCUUGGGGGUGCACUCCUUUUCAGGGGUGCAGAGGUUCAGCCUUUCAGGCCACAACCAAUCUCCAAAGAGACACAGCAUUUCUCAUUCUCCAAAUAGUAAUUGCAAUGGCUCCUUUCUUGCACCAGAGACAGAGCCAAUAGUUCCUGAAUUGUGCAUUGAUCAUUUGUGGACAGAAACAAUCACUAACUUAAGAGAGAAAAAUUCACAGGCUUCCAAGGUAUUCAUUACGUCUGACCUGUGUGGACAAAAGUUCUUAUGCUUUUUGGUGGAGUCCCAGCUCCAGUUACGCUGUGUAAAGUUUCAGGAGAGUAAUGAUAAAACCCAACUCAUCUUUGGCUCCGUCACCAACAUACAUGCAAAGGAUGCAGCACCAGUGGAGAAAAUAGACACCAUGCUGGUCCUAGAAGGCAGUGGAAACCUGGUGCUCUACACAGGAGUGGUUCGGGUGGGAAAGGUCUUUAUUCCUGGCCUGCCAGCUCCUUCCCUGACGAUGUCCAGCACAAUGCCUCGGCCCAGCACACCGCUGGACAGUGUUAGCACUCCCAAGCCUCUUAGUAAACUCCUCGGGUCAAUGGAUGAGGUGGUGCUAUUGUCCCCAGUUCCAGAACUGAGGGAUUCUUCAAAACUUCAUGAUUCUCUCUAUAAUGAGGAUUGCACUUUCCAACAGUUUGGAACUUAUAUUCAUUCUAUCAGGGACCCCGUCCAUAACAGGGUAACUCUAGAACUAAGUAAUGGCUCCAUGGUUAGAAUCACUAUUCCUGAAAUUGCCACCUCUGAAUUAGUACAAACAUGUUUACAAGCGAUUAAGUUUAUCCUGCCAAAGGAAAUAGCAGUCCAGAUGCUUGUGAAGUGGUACAAUGUCCACAGUGCGCCGGGAGGACCCAGUUACCACUCAGAGUGGAGUUUGUUUGUGGUUUGCCUCAUGAAUAUGAUGGGUUAUAACACAGACCGCUUAGCAUGGACCCGAAACUUUGACUUUGAAGGAUCACUUUCUCCUGUCAUUGCUCCCAAAAAAGCAAGGCCUUCUGAGACUGGAUCUGAUGAUGACUGGGAAUAUUUACUAAAUUCAGACUACCACCAGAAUGUUGAGUCUCACCUUUUGAAUAGAUCUUUAUGUUUGGGUUCUUUGGAAGUUUCAAGGGUGAAAGAUGAAGACUUUGCACAGAAUCUCAGUCUGGAUUCUUCUACUCUUCUCUUUACUCAUAUACCUGCAAUAUUUUUUGUUCUUCACCUUGUCUAUGAGGAGUUGAAGUUGAAUACUCUAAUGGGAGAGGGAAUUCGUUCGCUUGUUGACCUUCUUGUUCAGUUGGCAAGGGACUUGCACUUGGAGCCUUAUGUAGAUCAUUACUAUAGAGACUAUCCAACACUUGUCAGAACUACUGGACAGGUGUGCACAAUUGAUCAAGGUCAAACAGGAUUUAUGCAUCAUCCGUCAUUUUUUACAUCUGAACCGCCAAGUAUUUAUCAGUGGGUGAGUUCCUGUCUGAAGGGUGAAGGAAUGCCGCCUUAUCCUUACCUCCCUGGGAUCUGUGAAAGAAGCAGACUUGUAGUCUUGAGUAUUGCCCUCUACAUUCUUGGUGAUGAGAGCUCUGUUUCUGAUGACACUUCAAAAUAUUUAUCUAAAAUAAUUAUAGCCCCACAAAAGGCACAAGCAGAACAAGAAGAAAACAGGUUUAGUGUCCAACGUUCUACAUCAGUUUCUAGCCUAGCUGAAAGAUUAGUUGUCUGGAUGACCAGUGUAGGAUUCACUUUAAGAGAUUUGGAAACCCUUCCCUUUGGAAUUGCUCUUCCCAUCAGGGAUGCAAUUUAUCAUUGCCGCGAGCAGCCUGCUUCCGACUGGCCAGAAGCGAUCUGCCUCUUGAUUGGACGUCAGGAUCUUUCUAAGCAGGCCUGCGAAGGAAAUUUUCCCAGAGGGAAGUCUGUGCUCUCAUCAGAUGUUCCUUCAGGGACGGAAACUGAAGAGGAAGAUGAUGGCAUGAAUGACAUGAAUCACGAGGUUAUGUCCUUAAUAUGGAGUGAAGAUCUGAGGGUGCAGGAUGUGCGAAGGCUCCUUCAGAGCGCGCACCCUGUGCGUGUCAACGUGGUGCAGUACCCAGAGCUCAGCGACCACGAGUUCAUCGAGGAGAAAGAAAACAGAUUGCUCCAGUUGUGUCAGCGAACCAUGGCCCUUCCAGUGGGGCGAGGCAUGUUCACCCUGUUUUCAUACCACCCUGUUCCAACAGAACCACUGCCGAUUCCUAAACUGAAUCUGACUGGACGAGCCCCUCCUCGGAACACAACGGUAGACCUGAACAGCGGGAACAUCGAUGUGCCCCCCAACAUGACAAGCUGGGCCAGCUUCCACAAUGGGGUGGCCGCAGGGCUGAAGAUCGCCCCUGCCUCCCAGAUCGACUCAGCUUGGAUAGUUUACAAUAAGCCCAAGCAUGCUGAGUUAGCCAAUGAGUACGCUGGCUUCCUCAUGGCGCUGGGUCUGAAUGGACACCUUACUAAGCUGGCUACUCUCAACAUCCAUGACUACCUGACCAAGGGCCAUGAAAUGACAAGCAUUGGACUGCUCCUUGGCGUCUCAGCUGCAAAACUAGGCACCAUGGAUAUGUCAAUCACUCGGCUCCUUAGCAUUCACAUUCCUGCGCUCUUACCCCCAACGUCCACAGAACUUGACGUUCCUCACAAUGUGCAGGUGGCUGCGGUGGUUGGCAUUGGCCUUGUGUAUCAAGGGACAGCCCACAGACACACUGCAGAGGUCCUGUUGGCUGAAAUAGGGCGGCCCCCGGGUCCUGAAAUGGAAUACUGCACUGACAGAGAGUCGUACUCUUUAGCUGCUGGCCUGGCCCUGGGCAUGGUUUGCUUGGGGCAUGGCAGUAACUUGAUAGGUAUGUCUGACCUCAACGUGCCCGAGCAGUUGUAUCAGUACAUGGUUGGAGGUCACAGACGCUUCCAAGCAGGAACGCACAGGGAGAGACAUAAAUCUCCAAGUUACCAAAUCAAAGAAGGUGAUACCAUAAAUGUGGAUGUGACUUGUCCAGGUGCUACUCUAGCUUUGGCGAUGAUCUACUUAAAAACCAAUAACAGAUCCAUUGCAGACUGGCUUCGAGCUCCUGACACCAUGUAUUUGCUGGACUUUGUGAAACCAGAAUUUCUCUUGCUUAGGACACUUGCUAGAUGCCUGAUUUUGUGGGAUGAUAUUCUACCAAAUUCCAAGUGGGUUGACAGCAAUGUUCCUCAAAUUAUAAGAGAAAAUAGUAUCUCUCUGAGUGAAAUUGAAUUGCCUUGCUCAGAGGACCUGAAUUUGGAAACUUUGUCGCAAGCACAUGUCUACAUAAUUGCAGGAGCGUGUUUGUCUCUGGGUUUUCGAUUUGCUGGCUCAGAAAACUUAUCGGCAUUUAACUGUUUGCAUAAAUUUGCAAAAGAUUUUAUGACUUAUUUGUCUGCACCUAAUGCUUCCAUAACGGGUCCUUACAACCUGGAAACCUGCCUGAGUGUGGUGCUGCUGUCUCUUGCCAUGGUGAUGGCUGGCUCGGGGAACCUGAAGGUUUUGCAGCUUUGUCGCUUCUUGCACAUGAAAACAGGUGGUGAGAUGAACUACGGUUUUCACUUAGCUCACCACAUGGCGCUUGGACUUCUGUUUUUGGGAGGAGGAAGAUACUCUCUGAGCACGUCGAACUCUUCCAUUGCCGCUCUUCUCUGUGCCCUCUACCCACACUUCCCGGCCCACAGCACUGACAACCGGUAUCAUCUCCAGGCUCUCCGGCACCUCUAUGUACUGGCUGCAGAACCUAGGCUCCUGGUGCCUGUGGAUGUGGAUACAAACACGCCAUGCUAUGCCCUCUUAGAAGUCACCUACAAGGGCACUCAGUGGUAUGAACAAACCAAAGAAGAACUGAUGGCCCCUACUCUUCUUCCAGAACUCCACCUUUUAAAACAGAUUAAAGUUAAAGGCCCAAGAUACUGGGAACUGCUCAUAGAUUUAAGCAAGGGAACCCAACACUUGAGGUCCAUUCUUUCUAAGGAUGGGGUUUUGUAUGUGAAGCUCAGGGCAGGUCAGCUCUCCUACAAGGAAGAUCCAAUGGGGUGGCAAAGUUUGUUGGCCCAGACUGUUGCCAACAGGAACUCUGAAGCCCGGGCUUUCAAGCCUGAGACAAUUUCAGCCUUCACUUCUGAUCCAGCACUUUUGUCAUUUGCUGAGUAUUUCUGCAAACCAACUGUGAACAUGGGUCAGAAACAGGAAAUUCUGGAUCUCUUUUCUUCAGUACUCUAUGAGUGUGUCACUCAGGAGACCCCGGAGAUGUUGCCUGCAUACAUAGCAAUGGAUCAGGCUAUAAGAAGACUUGGAAGAAGAGAAAUGUCCGAGACGUCUGAACUGUGGCAGAUAAAGUUGGUAUUAGAGUUUUUUAGCUCCCGAAGCCAUCAGGAGCGGCUGCAGAACCACCCCAAGCGAGGGCUCUUCAUGAACUCCGAGUUCCUCCCUGUGGUGAAGUGCACCAUUGAUAACACCCUGGACCAGUGGCUGCAAGCCGGGGGUGACACGUGUGUGCACGCCUACCUCAGCGGGCAGCCCUGCGAGGAGCCCCAGCUGAGCAUGCUGGCCUGCUUCCUCGUCUACCACUCGGUGCCCGCCCCACGGCACCUGCCGCCCCUCGGACUGGAAGGGAGCACAAGCUUUGCCGAACUCCUUUUCAAAUUUAAGCAGCUGAAGAUGCCGGUGCGAGCUCUGCUGAGAUUGGCUCCUUUGCUCCUGGGAAAUCCACAGCCCAUGGUUACGUGAUGACAUCCAGGGGCCAACCCAUCCUGAAACGUGACUGCAUAAAAAUGGUCUUCUGAAGCUGCACUUUAAAGUAAUCUAUUUCUACCCAAGACUUGAGAAUGUCUGUCUAUCCCCAUGGCUCUGGACUAGAUGAUGAUGAAAGAUGCUGUGUGUGAAGAUGUCUCCAGCUUCAGGUUCAGAUACAGAGAGGAGAAAGCUGCCUGCUGUCGAGUCUGACCCGGACCGGGCUUCCUAAAGAGCAAGUGGGACCUCACGCAGGUAGAAGCUGCAAGGUCUUCACCCGCUCAUGAGAUGAUUUCGCAUUUCUUCCAUAUCCUGACUUGUAUAAGU